AUGGAAAAAAUAAAAAAUAAAAACCCUUUGGAAGAAACUUUAGUAUGCACUAGAUGCAGUUACUUAAAACCGCUUGUAGAAUUUAUUCUUGAAGAUGCAAAAAAACGAAAAAAGCAAGAUGUUGAUAAUUUUACGAAUGAAGAGGAAAGUACAAUCGACUUUGCAAAUAUCACAGAUUAUGUUUAUGAUAUUCUCUUAGAAUAUAAAAAUAUAAAUGAUGAUUUUGAAGGGGCGACUAAAUUUCAAGUCAAAUUUAAUAUUAAUUUUGAAUUGAUUUGUGAAGCGUUAAUUGAUGCUACUGAACAGGAUAGAAAUUUACAUAUUUCUAAUUCAAUUGUUAAUGCUGUUAGUAAUGGUGAUGGGUAUACAUAUGUUUAUCAAUCAAAAUAUAAUAGCAAAAAGCAGGAUUAUAUAUCAUUUACAUAUUGGUGUAAUGCUCAAGAAGAAUUGCACAAGUAUCAUAAAAAAGUGGAAGAUGCCUCAAAGCGACAUA
Molecule: messenger RNA, 493 nt
Organism: Racocetra persica
Lineage: Eukaryota; Fungi; Glomeromycota; Glomeromycetes; Diversisporales; Gigasporaceae
Source: the annotation of a GenBank genome assembly